UUCAUAUCCACAAAUUCACUCACUUCUUCUCUUCUUCUAUUCUAUUCCAUUACACAAAAACAAAAACAAAAAACCAAGCUUUUUCCUUCAGUGAAUUUCAAUACCCAGAACCCUUUUGCAUGUUCUUCCUCAAUUUAAAUACACAAAGUUCCAAUCUUUGAACUCGAGGUACCAUUAUUUAUUCAUUUUCAUGACAAUUUGCUUUCUGGGUCGUUUAAUUUUUAACUUGGGUAUGUGGUGUAAUGAAGAAUUGUUGAGGUUAGACUAGAUAUUUAUUCUUUUUUUGUUUUGUGUUGUGCGGUGGUGCUUAAUAAUGCUUAUAUUAGUUGGAAACGUGCAAGGAACAAUGAGUUCUCUUGCUUCACCAGUGAGUUUAGGGAGGAGUUUCAUUGGUGUGAGUAGUUCCUCUAGAAUGUCACAUUCUGUUGUGAAAAGAGUUUCUCUUUCAAAAGGGAAUUUUAAUAAAGGAAAAAAAAGAUGGCAUUGUGUUUCCUUAUCUGUUUGUAGAUAUUCAGUUACCACAACUGAUUUUAUUGCUGACCAAGGAAAUUCAGUGUCCCUUGAUUCUAAUAGCAAUGACGAUGAUAGUAAAGGUAGUGGAGAUAGUGGUAGUGGUGCUAGUUUUGGUCUUAAACCUCCUCCUAAGCCUGUGUUGAAGUCAUCUGAUAAUAACCCGAUUUUAGGUUCGAGUUCGGGUUUAGGGGGUUUAUCAAGGAAUAGUGAGGGUUCUGAUGAUGUGGAUGAGAGGAAUAAGGUGAUUGAAUCACUUGGAGAGGUUUUGGAGAAGGCUGAAAAGCUUGAAAAUUCUAAGUUGGAUGGUGAAAGGAGUAACGGGUCGAUAAAUAGACCGGCGAGACCGGAGAUAAAUGCUAAACCUAUGAAUGAUAAGCCAGUAAAUUCGUUACAAAAACAUAAAGCUAAAACAUUGAAGAGUAUAUGGCGUAAAGGGGACUCGGUUGCGACUGUGCAGAAGGUUGUGAAGGAAGUACCUAAGCCUAAUAUCAAGAGGGAAGUAGGGGAAUCUCAGAUAGGUGGAGGGGCAAAUGUAACAUCAUCUCAGUCUGGUGAUCCACAGCCUCCUUCGAGACCUCAACCGACAUUACAGUCUAGGCCUUUUAUAGCCCCGCCACCCGUUAAAAAACCAAUUAUCUUGAAGGAUGAUAGGGGACAAGCGGAAACACCUGUUCCAUCUAAGGAAAAGAAGGCCCCGAUCUUGAUCGAUAAGUUUGCGUCAAAGAAACCAGUUGUUGACCCUGUAAUUGCUCGAUCAGUUCUAUCCCCUUCGAAAUCGGGGAAGGCGCCUGCCACGGGAAGGUUUAGAGAUGAUUACCGGAAGAAAGGUGCUUCGGGUGGGGAAGGACCGAGAAGACGAAUGGUAGUGAAUGAUGAUGGGAUUCCUGACGAGAUAUCAGGAACUGCAAGAAAAGGAAGGAAAUGGAGCAAAGCAAGUCGGAAGGCGGCGCGGCUUCAAGCUGCCAAGGAUGCUGCUCCUGUGAAAGUCGAAAUUCUAGAGGUCAGCGACAAAGGUAUGCUGGUGGAGGAGUUGGCAUACAAUUUGGCGAUCGGCGAAGGUGAAAUCCUAGGUGCUCUGUACUCCAAGGGGGUUAAACCAGAUGGGGUACAAACUCUAGACAAAGAUAUGGUGAAGAUGAUUUGUAAAGAUUAUGAUGUGGAAGUCAUAGAUGCCGAUCCUUUCAAAAUUGAAGGAUUAGUGAAGAGACGGGAAAUUCUUGAGGAAAAUGACCUUGACAAACUCAAAGACAGGCCUCCUGUUAUUACUAUCAUGGGUCAUGUAGAUCACGGCAAGACAACUCUUUUGGAUUAUAUACGGAAGACCAAGGUAGCUGCUUCGGAAGCUGGCGGAAUCACACAGGGAAUUGGAGCUUAUAAAGUUCAAGUACCUGUUGAUGGAAAAACGUUACCAUGUGUUUUCCUUGACACUCCUGGCCACGAGGCAUUUGGGGCAAUGAGAGCCCGUGGAGCAAGCGUAACGGACAUUGCUAUUGUUGUUGUGGCUGCUGAUGAUGGUAUUCGUCCUCAAACAAAUGAAGCUAUAGCUCAUGCCAAAGCAGCAGGAGUACCGAUAAUCAUCGCUAUAAACAAGAUAGAUAAAGACGGGGCGAAUCCUGAACGAGUUAUGCAAGAACUUUCUACAAUUGGUUUGAUGCCAGAAGACUGGGGCGGUGACGUCCCGAUGGUUCAGAUAAGUGCUCUUCAAGGGAAGAAUGUAGACGAUCUUUUGGAAACUGUUAUGCUUGUUGGGGAGUUGCAAGAACUGAAAGCUAAUCCUGAUAGAAGUGCGAUGGGCACCGUCAUUGAAGCGGGAUUGGAUAAAUCAAAAGGACCAUUUGCUACAUUUAUUGUGCAAAAUGGGACACUUAGAAGGGGAGAUAUAGUAGUUUGUGGAGGAGCUUUUGGAAAGGUGCGGGCUUUAUUCGAUGAUGGUGGAAAGCGUGUCGAUGCAGCUACACCUUCUAUACCUGUUCAGGUUAUUGGAUUGAAUAAUGUUCCAGUUGCUGGUGAUGAAUUUGAGGUGGUUGAAUCCCUUGAUACCGCACGUGAAAGGGCAGAGUCUCGUGUUCUGUCAUUGCGAGAUGAACGUAUUUCAGCAAAGGCAGGAGAUGGCAAGGUCACCCUUUCUUCCUUAGCUUCCGCAGUUUCAUCGGGAAAGCUUGCUGGACUAGACUUGCAUCAACUGAAUAUUAUUUUGAAGGUUGAUCUUCAGGGAUCCAUUGAAGCUGUCAAACAAGCCUUGCAGGUGCUACCACAAGAUAAUGUCACACUCAAGUUUUUGUUGGAAACAACAGGUGAUGUGAGCACAAGUGAUGUUGACCUUGCGGCUGCAAGCAGAGCAAUUAUUUUUGGAUUCAAUGUCAAAGCGCCAGGCUCUGUGAAAAGCUAUGCGGACAAUAAAGCUGUUGAGAUAAGGUUGUAUAGAGUUAUUUAUGAAUUAAUUGAUGACGUACGAAAAGCAAUGGAAGGGCUACUGGAUUCUGUUGAGGAACAAGUAACAAUUGGCUCAGCAGAAAUACGUGCCGUAUUCAGCAGUGGUAGUGGCCGUGUUGCUGGAUGUAUGGUUACAGAGGGCAAGGUUACAAAAGGAUGUGGCAUUCGAGUCAUUCGGAAGGGAAAAAUAGUUCAUGUUGGUAUUCUUGACUCUUUGCGACGAGUGAAAGAGAUUGUUAAAGAGGUAAAUGCAGGUCUUGAGUGUGGACUAGCGACAGAAGACUAUGAUGAUUGGGAAGAGGGUGAUAUUCUUGAAGCCUUCAACACAGUUGAGAAAAGGAGAACCCUUGAAGAGGCUUCAGCAUCAAUGGCAGCUGCUGUGGAAGGAGUAGGAGGAGCUUAAUUAUAGAAUAUGAAGAAAAAAAAUGAUGUGACACUAUGAUGAAAAUGGUUCCUAUCUUAGG
Molecule: messenger RNA, 3410 nt
Organism: Cicer arietinum (chickpea)
Lineage: Eukaryota; Viridiplantae; Streptophyta; Magnoliopsida; Fabales; Fabaceae
Product: translation initiation factor IF-2, chloroplastic
Biological process (GO): translational initiation
Cellular component (GO): cytoplasm
Molecular function (GO): GTP binding; translation initiation factor activity; GTPase activity
Source: RefSeq, a predicted model, not a curated record